Messenger RNA from Solanum dulcamara, 567 nucleotides. Its product is annotated as methyl-CpG-binding domain-containing protein 5-like. The coding region runs from base 1 to 567 and encodes 188 amino acids. The record is from RefSeq and is a predicted model, not a curated record. Gene Ontology annotation, molecular function: DNA binding. Lineage: Eukaryota; Viridiplantae; Streptophyta; Magnoliopsida; Solanales; Solanaceae. The transcript has 2 exons.
AUGACUCAUGAACCCUUUGUGUGGAACCUUUCUCGUUUUUCCACUUUUCCAGUUCCGUUCUAUGGAAGCCUUCUACUGAUUGUGGAGCCUAAUACUGUCCGUGAAGGACCUCCUGAGAGGUCGAAUUGGUUGCCGGAGAACUGGAAGUUCCAAGCAGUACUUCGCACUUCAGGCGCCACUGCCGGAAUUAUUGAUAAAUACUAUUAUGAGCCGAUCUCUGGAAAUAAAUUCCGAUCAAAGAAUGAGUUGCUUUAUUUUCUAGAAAUGGGUGAAAAGCGCAAGAAGGAAAACACUGAGAGUAGCAGUACUGUUUCUGCACCAUCUGAGAUACCCGAAAGCAAAACGAGAAAGAGCAACUCGAAAACAAAGAAAGUUAGUACUCCUUUUUACUUUGAUUCUGCAAAUCCACCGAAGAGCGUGUGCUGGACUCAGACAGAUAGUUAUGAAGAUACUUGGGAAGCUUCUAUCAAUGGAUACAUGAUUUCUGAGAUUGAAAAACAAGAAUGGAAUGCUGUCUUCACAAGUGUAUCGAAGCUCAAGAUAAGCAGCACAAAAAAAGAGAAAUAG